ACGUCUUGAACGCAGCAUCAUUGAGUCCGUUCGAAUCCCUAAGGUGCCAGCAGCGCCAGUGGUGAGCGCACGGAAAAGCCAAACAAACACCUUCAGCAACACCGCCGGGGACAUUCUACUCACACCGCGGCGUCGUCUCGUCCUUACGGGAAGACUCGUUGUGCCCUCGAGUCCGUCAAAAGCUUGCUGGGCUCCGGAGAAAGUGCGGAUAAUUGCGCGACACCAGGAAGUCAUCAGAAUAGUGUUCUGUGUGGAAAAGCUUAUCCUCAAAGAAAAUAGUUUGGACACAUUUUCAGCGACAUCCUCCAAGAGAAGUUUGAAAAGCAAAUAAGAUUGACCAAGUGCUCGACACAUGGCAGCCUUGUUCUUGCUUCCUGACCUGACCUACCUAUGAAAGCAGACUCCUCCUUCUUCACCCAGAGACCCGCACCUAGUUCAAUGGGCGUGUUUACCAAUGUGAAAACAACACAGACAUCACUAUAAUGCAUCAGCCGGCACGCUUUCUGUUUCACUAACCAGAAAUGAACAUGCCAGCAAUGUAACACCGGUCCUAUUUCCUUCAUUGUCAUGUGACUUUGAAUCGGCCAGCAUCGCUUUCCUCCAAACUCUCGACAGUCUUUUCACCCCGUGGAUGAGGUGAGCGGCGGGACCUCCAUUGCCUCCGAAAGACUGUCCCCGGACUCGUUUUCUUUUCCGCGUGUAUUCCCAUAGAUUCUAAAAUGACCCGGUAAAAGCGGCGCGGACGGCGAAACCUACUGGCCCACGGUGUGGCAGGAUAACGCUCGCUUCUCCCCUCACUUCAUGGACAAAACUGCUCUAGAAACUGAUCAGUACACCUUUUUAAAAAUAUGAUUUCUGUCUUGCGCCUGGCAAUAGAGGAAAUGACCCAACUAGAUCACUGAAGAAAACCGGACUAUAAGCGGAAGCUCCCGGGACAAGAUUCACCCAGGGGUUCUUGUGACUUCUGGAAAGCCAUCUACUUCCUGGCCAGUUUUCUGGAUCACCAUUCCGGUGAUCCUUUGACCCGUCCUCCCGGUGCGCCACCCUGGACGAAGGGAUCAGCCUGUGGGGGAAAAAGGGGCCCUCCUGUCCUGGCAGAAGUUUAGAGACGCUAGUCCCUGUGCCGCUCCCUGUCUGUCAGCGCCGACGGGCCUGAAGAACCAAGCCCAGACGGACUGAGGGAGGAGGCCGAGGACUUCAGAGCCACCGACUCUGGGAUCCUGGCCAUGAGGUUUGAUGCCUCGAUCCACUGACCAGAAACACUGGACCUAAAUGGCGCAGCAUGACUUUGUCCCUGCCUGGCUUAACUUCUCCACGCCCCAGCCUGCCAAGUCCCCUGCAGCUGCCCUUGAUAGACAAGGUGAACCUCACCUGCACAGAGAGGGCAGAAACACUGUGAGCCGCCGGCGCCACAACUCCUCUGAUGGCUUCUUCAACAAUGGCUCCCUGCGUGCUCCAACAGGUGACGGAUGGCAGCAGCCCUCAUUGCUUUUGAGACACGACUCUGUGGACUCGGGGGUGGCCAAAGGUGGAGGGCACAGUGGGCUGGCAGGGGGGUCUUGCUGGAAGGACACACCCAGCUGGCAUGGAAGUCUGCGGGGGGCCCAGGACAGCCACCACCACCAGGGACGCCACACCAAGCGGGGAGGGGGCGACAGGGACAGGCAGGGAGGGCACCGGCAGCGCAAUGGUAACUACCAUCCCCGCAAGGGCACCUCGUACCAGGACAAGUUUCCAAAUGAAGAACGCAAAGACGGCAAGGACGACAAGCUGAAGUUUGUGGAAGAGGACUUUCCUUCCCUCAACCCUGAAACAACUGGAAAGCCUGCAACUCAGAUGAGAGCAGUUGCCCCCCGUGCUGGAGUGUGGGAAAAUCCCCCGAGUGGCAAGCAGAUGGUGUCCAAAAUGUUAGUCAUCAAGAAGGUUUCAAAAGAGGACCCCGGCACCGCCUUCUCUGCGGGCUUCGCCAGUGCCGGCGCCUUGCCUGCCAACGGCGCUAAGGCUCCCAUCAUCGGCUCCAGCGUCUACAAGAACCUGGUCCCAAAGCCUGCUGUGGCCCCCACCAAAAGCAACCAGUGGAAAGGCGGCGGUCGAGAGAUUGCAAAGUCCAGCCGAGAUUCCGUCUUCACCAACCCCUCUGCUACCAAAGCCAGCACCCCAGUCAGUGCCCCAGCCCACAACACCCCUAAAGAGCAUCCUUCCAGCACGACUCCUCCCAUCGACAUUGCCCCGUCCAGGCUGAAGCUGAUGCGGCGCGGUCCGGACCGAAAGAGCGAGUUCCUGCGUGCUCUGAAGGACGAGGGCACCGGAGAGCUGACCACCAGCAGCAGCCCGGGAACAUCAGGAGAGGGUGAAAGCAGCACGCCUGAGCCCAAAGUGUACAGUGAGGAUGUCUGCCAUGAGAAUGGUCUCUCCUACUCCCUCAGUGACUCCGACACGGAACACCUGUCCAGUUCCCUUGAAGCCGAGCACAGGUUGCUGAAGGCCAUGGGCUGGCAGGAGUACCCGGAGAACGAGGACAACUUCCUGCCUCUGACGGAGGACGAGCUGAGAGAGUUCCAGACCAAGACGGAGCAGCUGAAGAAGACCGCUCCACAGAGGAACGGGGUCCUGCCCAGGGCCCGGGGCGUCACGCUCCACUUCACCCCCUGGAGGAGCGUGGCGGAGGCGCACGUGGAGGAGUGCUCGGAGUCGGAAACCAGUAGCAGCAGCCAGACCUCGGAUGACGACGACGUCAAACCCUGAAGAAACAUCUCAGCAAGCCCUCAUCUCCGUCUCUACACUUUCUAUUUUGUUGUUGGUCUUGCACAAGGGAAAAGCAAUCAUAUCCCAGUGGAGGGGGAGCGUUCUGAGACGUUCUUUUCCCUGCGUUUGCCCCGCCCCCUCCCGCCUCGCUUCGUGGAACCCCGUCAAGAAGAAGAAUGCACACGUGAUUCUGCUUUAAACAGACUAACUCAUUUCAUUGAUGAUGCUGAUGACACAUUAAUGAUAUUAAUAAAAUUGGUUCCUGACAAGCUGA
Molecule: messenger RNA, 3019 nt
Organism: Entelurus aequoreus (snake pipefish)
Lineage: Eukaryota; Metazoa; Chordata; Actinopteri; Syngnathiformes; Syngnathidae
Gene: gpbp1l1
Product: GC-rich promoter binding protein 1-like 1
Exons: 12
Coding region: 1273-2745 (490 amino acids)
Biological process (GO): positive regulation of DNA-templated transcription; DNA-templated transcription
Cellular component (GO): nucleus
Molecular function (GO): DNA binding; RNA binding
Source: RefSeq, a predicted model, not a curated record